Molecule: messenger RNA, 396 nt
Organism: Orbilia oligospora ATCC 24927
Lineage: Eukaryota; Fungi; Ascomycota; Orbiliomycetes; Orbiliales; Orbiliaceae
Exons: 2
Coding region: 1-396 (131 amino acids)
Biological process (GO): proteasome regulatory particle assembly
Molecular function (GO): protein-macromolecule adaptor activity
Source: RefSeq, a predicted model, not a curated record
AUGAGUGCUUCUGCAGCCCCCAUUCCGCUAGAUCAGUUUGCUGCGGCCCUCCUCGAUCUUGAGGUCCCACAACUUCACCAAGAAUCAGCACGUCUUCAAAACUCGCUCUACCACCUCGAACGAUCCAAUACUACCCUUGCUGAAUACCCCGAUGAUGAAGACUGCAAGGAUGCAAUACGCUACAACCAUAGUGUUAUUGAACAGCAGAAGCAACGGGUCGAUAUCAUCAGGUUGGAACUUGUAAGGCGCGGAGUUAGCGUCGGACAUAUGGAUUUGGAUAUUCCUGGAUCUUCUGCUCCAGCUGAUACUCAGGCUACCGUUGCAACAUCGGGGAGCUCUGCUCCCGCGAAUGGUGCUAAUGGGCAUGCCGGGGAAGACGAGGGGGUUUAUUUGUGA